AUGCAGGUUGAACCAGUGCGAAGCUUUCGCUCUGGCCGCAGCUAUCUGACUGAAACCUGCAGCCCACAAGUCGUCAUCCUGUGCGUUGUUUCAGCAUGCUUUAGUGUCAUGGUGGGCUUUUGGGCAGAGGAUGAGCCUGAAUUGCGCCGGAUUUUCGAAGUCUGCAAGGGGACUGGGCGGAAGCGAACUUGCCAUUCAAACCCCUGGACUGCGCUUUUCGUGGGGAACGUGCUCAUAGCUGCUACGGCCAUGAUGAUGCAGGGGUAUCGGAGUCACUUCGUUUUCCUAGGUGCUGUUAUUUUAUUCGGGACCCUUGGAGUCAUAUCGACGGAGCAGGCUCUAGCUGGCUUCUCGAGCCCUGGCAACAUUGCCUUCCAGGCUGUUCUUGUCUUGGUCGGGGGAAUUCAGGAUUCUGGAGUGUUGGACCACAUCUUCUCAAAGCUUCUUGGGACGGAGCAGAAACACCUUCGGGCCUUCCUGCGGGUGCAGCUGGUCACUGCGCUUCUGAGUGCCUUUGUGCAGCAGACUACUGUGGUGGUUGCAGCGGCACCGGCACUGCAGCGCUGGGCGCCGCAAGCUGGGUUCACCCCACGCGAGAUUCUCUUGCCCAUAGCGAGCAUUGGCGGUAUGAGCCAGAACUUCAUGAUUGUGACCUCCACCGUGGCCCUGACAAUUUACCAGACAAUGCCAGAAGCACAGCUCCAAAUGCUGGAUCCUGCCCUGGGCUGCAUAGUGCUGACGCUGCUUACUUGCCUUUACUGCACGGUUGCCACAAAGCCCCUUCUGGGUUCUGCUGCUGUGGAACCACAAAGUAGGAUGGAGCAUCUGCGGUACCAGUGCAGCAACCGCUACUACCUGUCCUUUGAAAUAGCCAAAGGAUCUUUCCUGAUAGGUUCCACCGUGGUUCAGGCAGGCCUGCUUUCUCAGCCCGGCGCCGUCCUAGUUGACACGGACUUUGCACUGGAUAAGCGAAUGGAAGCGGGGAAUUUCCUGCAUUUUGCAGCGACGGCUGCGGGAGUUGCCCAGAUUCGAAACCGAAGCCCUGGACUGAUGCUGAAAGGCGUUGACCCUUUAGCGGUUUUGGGCGCGCAGCGCCAUCGACGGCGGCUCUUUGAGGUUGGCGUGGCCCCUGGCUCGGCGCUUGUGGGCUGCAAGCUGCCGAUCAGCCUGAACCAGGCGACCUGCAUUGCCGCAAGACGCCCUCAAGCGCCCAUGACAAUGACGAGCCCUUACCUUGCAAGACGGCCUUUUCGUCCAUCUGCAGGAGGCGAGUUGCCCAGCGAUGACAUGAAUAUAGUGGAGCUGGGCGAGUUCAAAGAUGCCUUGUGUGCCGGAGACAUAUUGUUGGUGGAGGCGUUCCUGGAAUUUGCUGAUCUGCCUGAAGUUGAAAGGAACUUCAGCUUCGUGGCCGUAGUACCAGAAUCCGCACCACCACGGCAUGGGCGCCGGGUGGACCAGGGCAGAGGUUGGUUGGCGCUGCUGCUGCUGGCUUUUGUAAUCGUCUGCUCUUUGCUGAAUUUCUGCGAUCUGGUUUUUCUGGGUCUCGCUGCCGUGGGUCUCUGCGUCAUCCUCAACAUAGUCCAUAGGGAAGCUGUCUUACAACGCUUGAACCUGCCCAUUUUCCUCACCAUAGCCGGAGGCCUGGGUGUUGGCCAGGCAAUCAAGGAGAGCGGCUUGGGCAAUGCUUGGGCGAAGCUGGUUAUUUCUGCUGGCCGUCACGCUGCCCUUGGUCAUCCCUUGGGCAUUUUGAUGGCGUUAUCUUUUAUUACAUCUCUUCUGGCAAACCUCAUGUCGCAUACUGCCACAGCAGCGCUGAUGGCGCCCAUUGCUAUGAGAGUUUGUUCUUCGGAGAACAUGAACUUGAAGACGACGGCUCUGGUCCUGGUGUUCUCAGCAAAUGCUGCCUUUGCCAUGCCCUUUGCCACUUCUGCCAACAUCAUGCUCAAAGGCCUGGCCCCAAGAGAGAGAAUGCCGCAAGAGCUUGCGCAGAGUACUGUACGUGAGGAUGUAGGCGAAUAA
Messenger RNA from Symbiodinium pilosum, 2019 nucleotides. NCBI's taxonomy places the organism in Eukaryota, Dinophyceae, Suessiales, Symbiodiniaceae. The record is from the annotation of a GenBank genome assembly.